AUGGGUCGAAGCGGUCCCACUACUCCGCCAAGACGUCACAUCCGUCGCGAACGCCGUCAACAGGUCCUGAAUUUGCCGUUGGGGCCUCCCCUAGCCUUCCACACCAACUGUGGGAGCAAUUUCGACUCACGACUCUUCCAGGAAGUUUGCCGCACUCUGGACGUCAACAAAACCCGCACAACUCCCUAUCACCCCGAAGGCAACGGCCUCGUCGAACGAACCAGCCGCACCCUUCACAACUAUCUUCUCGCCUUUUGUAAAGACAGUCACGAACAUGACUGGGACACACAACUACCCUUCUGCCUUAUGGCAUACCGGAGCUCAAUCCACUCCUCCACCGGUUUCACACCCCGUAACCUCUGGACUGGGCGCGACCUACGUCUUCCAGUAGACCUUCAACACCCCUUGGACGUACCCGACCCCAAUUCCGUUACCACAUACGCCUCCGAACUCCGCGAAACAAUUCGGACCGCCUAUAACGCAGCAUGCGAGACGCUCGGCGCAUCAUCAAUCCUCCAGAAAACACAGUGCGACCGCCGUUCGACCGGAACCACACAUCAAAUCGGCGACUUGCUUAUGCACCACAACCCAAUACCUCCGCGAGGAGUGUCAGCCAAAUUUCAUUACCCGUGGCAAGGCCCCUUUGUCAUCCUAGAUACACCGUCCCCCACGACCUACCUCUUACGCGACGCUUCCCAACCCCACGCGCCAUGCUUCACAACAAACUUCAACAAACUCAAACCCUACCGCGAUCGUCUUCCCAUCUGCACACCCAUCUCCCUACCCAUUAUCCCAUAUGACCAGGUCCCCCCAGCGGCAGUCGAAGUCACUAUACCCUCCCCCAUUAUACCCAACAGCACUGAGGACAGUGCUGCAUCUUCGAAAGGGGGGCUAUGUAACACUCCAACAGAACUGACGGACAAAAACUCUUUUGUUUUAAUCGCGAUCACUCUUUUGUAG
Molecule: messenger RNA, 960 nt
Organism: Spirometra erinaceieuropaei
Lineage: Eukaryota; Metazoa; Platyhelminthes; Cestoda; Diphyllobothriidea; Diphyllobothriidae
Source: the annotation of a GenBank genome assembly